AUGAGUGCCCACGGUCGACGUCGAUCCUCCGCCCUUGCGGCUCAAGUUUUGGAGGCGAUCCGAGAAACAGACGAAGAAAUUUUCGAGGAAAUCCUGCAGUAUGAUCUCGUCGCGCUGGGAGGAGGGGUGGCUGCUGGAUAUUGGGGAGAGGGGUCUGGCGGCGAGGCCCACGACCCGGAGUGGUACAAGACUAAUGGCAUCACCAUCUUGUCCAGGUGUCAGGCAGUUUCCGUUGAUCUGGACCAAAAGUUUCUGAAAGUCAAGAGAGUCACCGCCAGCAACGGUGAACUCGUCUUCGGGGAUACAAUCAAGGUGGUGUACGGGCGAUUGUUGAUCGCUACUGGGGCAAGACCUCGGAAGAUCGCCGACGAAAUCAAAUCGCUGGACAACAUCUCAAAAGGCUUGCAGGGAAGUUGCUGCUGCACUCGCCAUCCCGACGUCGAUGGGUCCCCGCUGGCGUGUACUUUUCCUGACCGGUUCGGCUUUGGGUCGGUCCAUUACUUACGCGACUUCGGAGAUACCGUGAAGCUCGUCCAUGCUAUGGGCAGAGUUGAGGCGGACGGGCAGGACACCUGCAAGGAACCUGUGGUCUUGAUCGGCGGUGGCUUCAUAUCUUGUGAAGUUGCUGCCGCUGUUGCAACACAUUGCCCUGGCAUGCAGCUGGUCAUGGUGAUGCCUGGGGAGGACGUUAUGUCAAGUUCUGGAUUCGGCAAAGAAGUGUGCCAUUUCUACGAAAAACAACUUGCGAGGGUGGGUGUUGCAUUCGCCAAGGGCUAUCGCGUCAACCGCCUCUGGGGCAUUGAAGAAGAAGGGUGCUUUCCUACUUUGGAGCGGUCGCUGCAGGGGUCUUCCAUGAAGAAAACGUUCCCGCGGACGUUCGGCCCGGCCGACCCGCACUUCACAGACUGUCGAGGGGUCGUGCUCUCGAACACACAGACUGGCGAGAAGGUCUGGCUGUUAGCGCGCUUCGUCGUGGUAGGGAUAGGGUCCGUCCCCAACUCCGACCUGUUUCUCAAGUCGCUCGUCUUGUCAGAGGAUGGCGGCAUCAUAACCGACUCGUACUUGCGCACCAGCCAUCCUUCCGGCGACGUGUUCGCCGCGGGAGACGUUGCUUGCGUACCGGAAGACCCAUCGUCUGGAGUGGACCACUCUGCGAUAUUGGAACGAAUGGCAAGAGAGCGGCCUGCAGUGCUGAGCAUAAAACGCCUGAGGAAGUGUCCUCUUGAAAAACUGUUGGACAAUCCUCACUGCCUCGAGCCCCCGAAGCUGGGCGUUGGCGAGUUUCAUGCAGAUACGGACGAAACGAGCAUCGAGGAGGCAUUCCGCAAGCGUGCUGGAGGUGCCAGCACGGCCAAGAGGGCAGAUAUGGCCUCCAUCAUGCAAGAACUUGGCGCAGACUGGGAUGAGGACGAGCUGGAAGACGCCCUUAGAGCCUUGGACCCGUCAGACUCUGGUUCUGUGAACUUUUCUGACUUUGUGGAAUGGUGGUCGAACUGA
Messenger RNA from Ectocarpus siliculosus, 1497 nucleotides. Lineage: Eukaryota; Phaeophyceae; Ectocarpales; Ectocarpaceae. The record is from the annotation of a GenBank genome assembly.